Messenger RNA from Heterocephalus glaber (naked mole-rat), 1210 nucleotides. The record is from RefSeq and is a predicted model, not a curated record. Lineage: Eukaryota; Metazoa; Chordata; Mammalia; Rodentia; Bathyergidae.
UGCAGGGGUUCAGAACUCAGGGACACUUUAUCACUAAGUUGCAUACGUCCCCAGCUCUUUUAAAACUUUGAGACAGGGUCCUGCUAAAUUGCCCAAGCUGCCCUUGAACUUGCAGUCUGGCUGCCUCAGCCUCCUGAGUAGCUGGGAUUACAGGCAUGGGCCACGAGCCCUGCCUUGAGUGCAGGUGGAGGGCGAACUUGAUCCUGUGAAGGCAGCAUUUGAUCCAACAAAAUGGGAGGGCAGGUCAGUGUGUGUGAAAAAGGUGUUUUUAAGGACAACUAGUCUGGGAGCAACGUGCAUCGAGGGAGACCACUUGGAGGCAUUCACAAGAAACCAGGCAGACAUCAGGUCGCAGUGCUGGAGUGUUAAGAGGAAAACUAGAAACCAACAGCAAGAGAUCCGUAUGUCAAACUUCUACUUGAUGCUAUGAAGCACUCAGGUUGUGCUGUUAACAAAGAAAGACACUUCUCUUGUGAAGAUUGUAAUGGAAAUGUCAGUGGAGGUUUUGAUGCUUCAUCAUCUCAGAUUGUUUUGUGCCAGAAUAAUAUCUGUAAUCAGGCCCAUAUGAACCGAGUGGUCACCCAUGAGCUCAUUCAUGCAUUUGAUCACUGUCGUGCUCAUGUCAAUUGGUUCACCAAUGUCAGACAUUUGGCAUGUUCAGAGGUUCGAGCUGCUAACCUCAGUGGAGAGUGUUCACUUGUAAAUGAAAUAUUCAGGUUGCAUUUUGGAUUAAAACGACAUCAUCAGACUUGUGUGCGAGACAGAGCUAUUCUUUCUAUCCUGGCUGUUAGGAAUAUCAGCAAAGAAGUAGCUGAGAAGGCUGUUGAUGAAGUUUUUGAAUCUUGUUUCAAUGACCAUGAGCCUUUUGGAAGGAUCCCACAUAACCAGACUUAUGCAAGAUAUGCUCAUAGAGACUUUCAAAACCGUGAUCGAUAUUACUCCAAUAUAUGAAGACAAUGACAUUUUAUAUCACAGAGCCUCAGUGAUCAUGAAGAAACAAAUACGGUUCUCAAGUGAUCAAAUGUAUAAAAUGUAAAUGAUCAAUUAAAUACACAAAGAUCCAGAAUAUGCUGAUUUUAGCAUAUGAUCAGAAAACUUCGGAAAAAAAUGAAACUGCCUUAAACUCCAAGGCAAAAAUGGUAUCUUUAUAGUAUAUCUAUAUACUUUAUUUGAUAAAUAAGAUAAAUAAAUUACAUUUUUGUACUUCCUA